Molecule: messenger RNA, 903 nt
Organism: Besnoitia besnoiti
Lineage: Eukaryota; Apicomplexa; Conoidasida; Eucoccidiorida; Sarcocystidae
Product: SAG-related sequence
Exons: 2
Coding region: 1-903 (300 amino acids)
Cellular component (GO): membrane
Source: RefSeq, a predicted model, not a curated record
AUGGUGGCGAGGAAUGUCGUAGAAAAGGCCAUCAGGGCUUUCGUUAUAGGCGUAAUUUCGUGUACGGAACACCUAAGGAGUGCUCAAGAAAUUCCUGAGUCCACGGACUCAGCUGAGUGCAAGGAUGCUCAACAUCCCGUUACCUUACGAAUCGAUUAUAAGACGCUAAAAGCUCCUAUCCGCUGUGGUACUGGCUUCACAUUCUUGUGGCCAGAUGGCUCUUCCAGCGCGGCUGACACGCUCACCAGAUUUUGCGAGGACGCUGAAUGCAGCUCGACGGGAGAACUGUCGACCUUUGGUUCAAAAUCAUCGCUGACGAAGGACAGCAACGCCAGAGAAUCGAGUCUCUCGUAUACGUUGGCGCUGGAAACUCUGCCCGAGGAAGAAAAAUCGAUUCACUUCAAAUGCGCGCGCGAGAAGUACACUACAAGAAAGGCAGAGGAGAAUAACUCAUGUCUGUUAACAGUCGUCGUGCCAUCGAAAUCGAAACCAACUGAAGAGACGUGUGACUCGAAGAAACAAAGUCUCGACCUGGCUAUCUCUGCCGCUGGCGGAAGUGUGACCUUCGCUUGUGGCGUGGAGAACAGCAACCUCCUCCCCACAGAGAAACGCGUCUUCAGUGAAGAUUGCCAGACCGACCAGGCCCUCGACGCUGGGAUUCCUUCAGCCAAGCUGUCGUCGACGGAAGGUGCUCAUACCUUGUCGGUGCCAGAGUUGCCAAAGGCGGGCACCACAAUCUGUUACAAGUGUGUGGACAAAGCAGACAAGGUGACCAAACAAUGCAGUGUCAAAGUCCGCGUUAGCGGUGCGGAGAGCUCACGUGCCAGCAUUCGAACGGCCUAUGGAUGUGUUUUCAGUGGAUCAAUUGCGAGUCUUUAUCUUGCGGCAUACUAUGCAUAUUGA